Biomphalaria glabrata is the source of this 7793-nucleotide messenger RNA. RefSeq lists its product as uncharacterized. Gene Ontology annotation, biological process: positive regulation of transcription by RNA polymerase II; cell differentiation; negative regulation of transcription by RNA polymerase II. Gene Ontology annotation, molecular function: nuclear receptor activity; zinc ion binding; RNA polymerase II cis-regulatory region sequence-specific DNA binding. The transcript has 11 exons. The record is from RefSeq and is a predicted model, not a curated record. NCBI's taxonomy places the organism in Eukaryota, Metazoa, Mollusca, Gastropoda, Planorbidae. Bases 327 to 3461 code for a protein of 1044 amino acids.
UGUGUGUGGAGGCAUUCAGAGAGUCUGUCCAAUGAUGUAGGAUAGACACAUUACUGCGUAAUUAGAAAUACUCUAUCGAUCUUUUUUUGGCAUUGCUGAUAGUGGACUAGUGGCGCUGUAUCACUAACUGUGGAAGUAUGUACAAGACAGUUGAAGACAAAGUUUACCCAGUAAUCCAGUAUGGAGUAUAUCUAUACACUCUCCUGUUUCAUUCAGAAUUUAACGUUCAACGCUCCACCAGAAAAUAGCUUGAUAGAACCUUUACUCCAUUGUGUUUGAUAUGGGCCUUUUAAUAUACCAGUGAAUUAAAAACAUUGCCUCUGGACAUGGCAGAAACGGAUCAAUUUUACGCGCGAACAGAGUCUCCCUUUACGGACUUCAGCCCGAGCGUCUUUCAGGCCAAGUACGGUAUCAUCGGGGGUAGCCUCAAAAAGAGAUUGUCUGCCUCCAUUAAGGCGUGCAGUGAGUCUAAAAUGCCGCCCACGGCUUGCAAACAAAUGCGUCUGGACUUUGAUAGCUUGGAUAGCAAGCCCGGUGAUGGUGACAGGAAGUCAGUGUUUAGUGAGAAAGACAAGAUUGAUGGGGUCGUGGUCAAAGAUGAGCCUCUGGAGGUGGACGAACGUUGUGAUCAUGACAGUAACGUCGGGCUGGAUCUGUCCGAGAAGAAGCCGAGGUGCGGCGCCAGCGACAGCGUCUGUAGCCCUCGGUCGAUGUGCAAGUCCAGCCCCAAAGGAUUUGAAAACUCGUGCUACUCCCCGGGGAGCUCUGGGAGGGACACUUUGCCCGACUCAUCCACCGGAACUUGUGAGCAGCUGAUACGUGACGGCAGGCGGCACAGCAGCGUGUCCAGUGCAGAUGAUUCCCACAUGAUGACCAGUAGCUCCUCCACUGGUGAAACUGUUUUGUGCCAGGUGUGUGGGGAUUUGGCUGCCGGAUUUUACUGUGGGGCUUACAUUUGUGAAGCCUGUAAGAAGUUUUUCAUCCGGGCCUCCAAACUUGAGCGACCACGCUACGUGUGUCUGAGACAGAAGGAUUGCGUCAUCACCAAGGAGAGCAGAGUCCACUGCCAGUACUGUCGCUAUCAGAAAUGUCUGCAACUCAACAUGUUUUAUCCCAAGGAUGGUCAGAAGAAUGCGAACAAGGUUGGUGUCCAGGAGAUACCAUGUAGAGUUUGUGCAGCUCCAUCCUCAGGAUUCCACUUUGGGGCUCUCACCUGUGAGGGGUGCAAGGGCUUCUUCAGGAGGAUGGUCAAAGAGAGAGAAGCUUACAACUACAAAUGCAGCAAAAGUGGAACCUGUGAGGUCAAUGCAAUGACCAGGAAUAUGUGCAAGGCGUGUCGCUACAACAAAUGUAUUCAAAUUGGCAUGUCAGUGGAUGGUAGCCGAAUCGGGCGUCAACCUAAUGCUGUGAAGCAUGCCAUAUCCCUUGAAGCUAAGAAGCAAAUAGCUCUCAAAACAGAGCCAAAUUUACCAAAUAGCAAGGCGGAGAAUUUUAAUUUCGACUCUGUUGUCCUUCAGCCUUGUUUGCCUGGCGAUGUUGAACUUGAUCAGGAACACUGCCUCAAUUCUCCCGGUGACAUCAGAAAUCCUAAACAAGAAAACCUCAGUCCCCUGGACCACUCGAGACAGUUUUCUGAUGUAGGUAGUCCGUUACACUCUGUUCACCCGUCAGACUCACCGAUGCAUAAAGAGAAACCAAGGAUACCCUCCCAUGAACAGUCAGUGUACAGUGAGCCUCACUACUCCCAGAACAGGGACACCACCUCCAAUCAUCCAUUCCACAUGAGUGACAGCCCUUGCUGUUAUAACGACCAGUAUCAGUCACAGGAAGUCGGCAUGGACUUGUCUGUCCGCCGCUCAUCAAUGUCCAGUCUUGACUAUCAACCCCCCUUACUUCCAUCUACUCGCUCCAACUCCUUCUCUACUUCAAUGCCCCCGAAACGUUACCCACCCGCCACGCAUAUGUACAACUCAGGUCCACUUUCCCCACGUUUGUCAGGCUCACUCAGACACAGCAACGAAAUGUUAAGCCCCAAUAGAUUUCCUCACCAGUUUAACUCGCAGGAUAAUGAGGAUGCGCCUCUGAAAAGUUAUCACCCUAAAAAAGAAAUUUACAAGGCUAGCAGUCAUCCUGUGUACAGGACCGAUCCCAGUUACACCAACUAUAGCUCUCACGUUGAGAGCAGCUCUCCUUGUUUUAAAGAUGGAUACAGAGAUCCUGUCAGCUCACCCGGCCCUCGUGCUGUACACAUGCACACCAACAGCUUGUCCUAUCAUGAGCAUGACCAACCAGGCUACCAAAGAUCUGACCCGGAAUUCAUUCACGAUUCUCAGGACUAUUACAUUCCCAGAGGAAUGCAGUUCUCAUAUGCUCAAGGUCACCAGAACUACUCACCUACGAGAGUGAAAAAUGUGUACCAUGAGCCUUACCCACAAUCCCCUGUUUCGGAUCGCUCAAGUCAGCACAACAAUGUGAAUAAUCAGUACCACAAUGGUAGCUCACAGGCUAAGAAAGAACCACAUCCUGUUUACCAUAAAGAGAAACCAUAUCGAACCAUCAAGUCACCAACGUACUCCACAGACAGAGAGUUCAUCUACCAAACAGACAGAGAGGUCAUCUACCGGUCACCACCUGAACCUGACCACAGCCCCCCUGUGCUACCCAAAAGGAAUAACAAUAAAGUGGUUAUGCAGUUCCCUGAUGGGAGUGAUGUCACUUACAAGGAACUUGAUGAUAUUUUAAUUCAGGCAGCUAAUGCUUUGUUUCAUAUUUGUUUAACGCAAAGAGCAAAGAGCCGUCAAAUAGAUGAGUCAAGGUUUACUAGUGUGGACACAUGCUGGGAAAAAAUGAUGGAACAUUUUAAUUUCCAUGCCAAGUGUAUUGUACGUUUUGCUAAGAAAGUUCCUGGUUUCCGCCUCUUGAAAAUUGAAGAUCAAGUUCUUUUGUUAAGGACUGCUACCUAUGGACUUGUCAUUUUGAUUCACAGCAGAGAAUAUGAACCAGAAACAGGAUUUUACAAUUAUUUUAACUUUUGCUGUGUUGAACAGGACAAAAUAAUGGAGCUAUUCCCAGAGUUUCAAAUCCUGCUGAGUCACUUCAAACAUACGGGUGUCAUGGCCAAAAGACUUGUGUUAACAGAUUUAGAGUAUGCGUACCUCUCUUGUAUGCUGCUAUUAAAUGAUGAAUAUCAAGGACUUAUAGACUCAAAGAAAGUCAAAGAAUUAAAAGAAAAGUACAUGGAAGCUUUUCAUGAAUAUGAAUUUUAUAAUUUCCCUAAUGGUGACCUUCGGUUUGGAGAGAUGCUGCUUCGCUUGUCUGAGUUUUCUCAGUUUUCAAUGCAGCACAACAUCUCUGUCAGCUUGGUGAUCACCAAACAUUCUCAGCUUCAUAUACCUCAGUUGUACGCUGAAAUGUACAACUCGGUAACUACGGGUGAUAAAAGCCCCGACUGGAGCUUGUAAUGAGAGCAGUUCUAGUUGUACGCUGAAAUGUACAACUCGGUAACUACGGGUGAUAAAAGCCCCGACUGGAGCUUGUAAUGAGAGCAGUUCUAGUUGUACGCUGAAAUGUACAACUCUGUAACUACGGGUGGAAAAAAGCUCCGACUGGAGCUUGUAAUGAGAGCAGUUCGUACACUGAAAUGUACAACUCAGUAACUACGGGUGAAAAAAGCCCCAACUGGAGCUUGUAAUUAGAGCAGUCGCAGUUGCGACAGAACUGUGGAACAACUGCCCCUAACAACCGCAAUGCACAUCUAACUGAAGCUGUUGCUAGACUCUUCUCUUUGUUUAAGGAGCGGAAGUUCAUUUUUUGUACAUUUAUCUUGUGCCAUAGUGUGAUUUCUGUCUGGAAUCAAGACUUGUGGAUUACAAAAAUAACCCUGAAAUUAGAAUGAGAACAUUCUAGUGUUUAAAGACUCUCUAGAUAUAGAAUGUGAUCCAGGAGUCAACUUACAAGGAUUUAAACUACCGCGGAAAUGUUUCUAUAGUCCAGAAGCUAAAUGUGUACACUAAAUGUUUAUACUAAAUGUAUACUUUCCUUUUGGCUAAAACAAAUACUACAGUGGUUAUGAAAGUACUAUUUCAACACUAUUCAACACCUGGGUCAGUGUCAGGUAAUAACUACUAGUACCUAAAUCUUUGCUAGUAUCAACGUUGUAAGUAAAUAGUCACACUGAAAUCUGUUGACAUUUUGGCCUGCCUCAUAACCUUUUUUUUAUUCUUGUGCCUUUUUAUACACAACUUUCAAAGUUUGAUGGGGGGAGGAUGGUAAAAAAAGUUGCUAACAAAACGUUCGAGAGGAAAUCUUUAAAAAACAUUUUGGUCAAAUAUUUCAAAAUGAAAGAUUUAUAAUGUUGCAGUUUCCGAAGGUCUCUUAUUAAAUAACCUCUGUUAUUGUUCAUCUUUGAUAAUAAAUUUUGAGGUUGAAAUUAAUAUAGUGUAAUCUAAAUCUGGCAGCCAUCUCGUGUAUAGUGGCAGUAGGAGUACUUAAGAAUCCCUUGUGGAGUUUGGGCUCCAGGCUUGCUGGGCAGGAGUUGUGUUCCCACAAUAAACAGAGAUGAUCAAAUGAUCAUGUCAAUUGGGGGGGCUGGGGGAGAGGGUAAAGAGUCAGUCUUUCAUUGCUGCGCUGUGGGUUAAAUCCUUUCCUUUGGUCAAGAAUCGUAAAAGGGGAUUAGGCUUGACACUCUGUAAAAUUAAGGAGCCUUUUCUUUGUGUUUCUUUAAUGCUGAGAUUUUGAGCUGCCAUGUUUGAUUUUAAAAUCUACUUCAUUGUAGGCAAAGUAUCUCAUUUCUUAUGCCGGCUCUCUUACCUGUGUCAGAAUAUUAUCAUAUGUGAUAUUUUCUUCUAAUUUCGGGAAUGCUGCCAAUUCACCUCAUUUUUGACAGCGUUACGCUAGCCAUAAAGUGGAUCACAGAAUAAAUGUUUUAGCUUAUUUACUAGAAGUUUUUAUUUGUUGACAACUUAAAAACAAGAAGCUUCAGUUCAAAUUUUUAAAAAUGAAGACUACUCUUUUAGAAUAAUAACCAAUCCUAUUUUUCUUUUUGCUGCAUUUAUGAUUAAAGGUUUUAUCCAGAAAUGUUUUCUGAAGUUCAAUCUGCUGCCAACUUGUCAUUUUUCAUUUUGUGGACAACUUAUUGCAGUGUGUUCACCUUUUUUUCUUCAUGGAACUUUGAAAACACACUCACAUGAACUUUGUCCUUCAAUGGAAUCCUUCUUUUUGUGACUAAAACAAUGUUGUACUCAUUGUAGGUAGACUUGAUUUUCAUUUCACUGUUUCUUCAAUUUAUUGCAGUUUUAUUGUAUUAUUUUUCUCAGGGGAUUUUUUGUAAAGGUAAAAAAAAAAAUGGUAAAAGUAUGAUGUAAAAAAAAAGAAUUCUGAAACAAAUAUUUCGUGUGGAUUACUGUUAAAUAACUUUUUGUUUCCUGGUGUUGUCCAUUCUUCUUGCAGCUAUUAUUUUUAUCAAUGACUUGUUGAACCACUUCAUUUUGUGUACAUAGUUGAUCUAUUUAUCUGAGGGUUAUGUCCCUGUUGUUGUACCAAGUGCCAUAACUCUAGCUGGUGAUUUUUUUUUUAAUUUUUUUUUUUGAGUUUCUUCACAACAUUGCUAUAACACUGUAUCAUGUCAGUAUAUCAACCUCAUGUCAGUGUGUCAGCCUGUGUUGAGCUGUCAGAUUGUUUCGCUAUAUUAGCCUGUGUCCCUGGACAGAAAAGUGAUUGUGGUGAUGCUGUUUUUUUUUUGUUUUCUUUUAAGCUUGGUGGGCCCUCAUUGUACACAACAUAACUUCACCUGCAUAGCCAUUGUGUAACUCACUGUUUGACUUAUAAGUUAUUCUAUAUUUUUUUUAUUUGGGUGAUUUGUGUUGUUUUUUUUUAAAUAUUACUAUUUACAAUAUUGAUUUGUUUGUAAUCUUUUUUUUUUAUUGUUUCAAAUGUGUUACUGUGAUGAAUGUUAAGAACAUAUUUACAUUUGUAUCUACUAAUAAGGAAAAAUAUAUAUGUGAUUAUUGUAUGUAUAUUCUCUGUAACAUGUCAUACAUCCUAAACCUGGGUAUCAGUUGUUCUGAGCAGAUUUUAAGAAGACAUUCUUCUAUAAAAAUUGUUAUUUUUAAAAACUAUAUUUGAAAUGUUUGUUGAAACUAAAAAAAGAUGAUACAAGUUUCUGUACAAGUUGUCUUUUUUGUAUUACUGUGUGUUGAGAAUAGAACAGCUCAAGAAACGUUUACAGGGCUGUUACUAAAAUAACAAAAUAUUUGUUCGUAAUAGAGAUAUAACAUCUGUACGUGUCUUCUGAUAGACAACAUAACACUGUGUUCCUUCUUUGUUAAAUUUUGUAUGGAUGUUUAUGAUUUCUUGUAUAGCACUAGAAGAAUCUGGCCAUAAUAUAAAAUGUAUCAUUGUCUGUGAUUUAUAAAGAAAAUAUGUGAACUGCUCUUGCAAAGAAAAUGUUUAUUUCCAAGAUACUAAAGUUUGAAUAUAUAAUGCAGUUGAUAAAAGUCUGCGAUCAUUUCAAUAUACAAUGCAGUUGAUUAAAGCCUAUGCUCAUUUCAAUAUAGUGCAGUUGAUUACAGCAUGCACUCAUUUCAGUAUAUAAGGCAGUUGAGUACAACCUGCGCUCAUGUGAAUAUCCACAGUAGAGAGAAACCACGUGCCAUCAAUUUAUCACAGUGAUAUUUGUACUAUAGUUAUUGCGUUAUUUGAAACUCACCUACUCAAAUACUUUAUAUAGCUGAUAUAAUUGCUAGAAUUUGGCGAGUGUUGUUAAUGCAUUCAAUGUCAUAGCUUAUAUAUUAUAUUUCAUACUUUGUAGAAUCCAAUCAUUCAAAACAUUGUUUUCAGAAAUUAGUUUCCUCUUGAAUUUCAAGAGGCCACUGGAACUAAAAUUGCCUUUUAAACAGUGAAAUGUGGUUAAAUAUCAAACAGGUAGUUUGAAAAUAGUAUCCGUGCCAUAUUGGAAUGCCAUCGUCAAAGAAAAAUCCCAUGGAAGCAACAAACUAAGGGCAUUUCAUGCUGUCAUAUUGGUGCAAUUCUGAUUUCUUUUAUAUGUUGUCUUACACAUUUUUGUAUACUUUAGUUUUACUGAAAUCUUACUCCUUACUAACAUUAAAUUGUCACCUUUUAUACUUAGAAAAGUCCCCAAUCAUUUUUUGUUUCACUAAAUUGAAACUGUUUUAUCUUUGUGACAAGUGAGAGGAUGUUUCAUUCCCAUGUAGCAUACUGACUGUAUCAUCCAAACAUUAUAUAAGCCAGAGACUAUGAUAUUAUCUAUGAAAUUUUUGUUUUUUUUAAUGUAAUGCACAAUGGUAAAUACUAGUUUAUAAAAAGUAAUAUUUUUUUGGUGAGAAACAAUUGAAAAUAUAGUUAAUUUAUUUUCAUCCUCGUAUAAAUUAUCUUAUGAGUCAGUGGUAGUGACUGCCUUAUUGCAAUUCUCUCAUUCUGUUGUUCAUUGCCAGCAUUUUAUAGAAGACAUUAGGUGAAGGUUUAACACCACCCCCCCCCCCUCCCCUUUAGGGUAAGAUAUCAGUCAUAUCUUUGUGUCAAAGUUUGACAUGAAAUGUAUUCUCUACCCAUUGCUCAUUGGGAGGAUUGAUUGAUUAACAGGAGUGCAUGCCAUGUAGCUUUUGGUAGCCUUAGAUCUAUUUUUAGUCCAAAUAUUAUUUUACUCUUGUGAAUUUCACAGGAAAUCAUCCUCCUCAAAGCCAUAAAUUAAUUUUUUUUUAAUUAACACUGAUGUAGUUCUAGAUCAUACCAACAAAGAUUUGUUAGUGUUUGUUGUUUUUUUUUUUUUUUUUUUU